AAAUUAAGUAAAAUAACUACUAAUGUCGUUUGAUCCUAAUAAUUAGGAGAACUCUGAUUCUUAUACAACAGGGCCAUAAAAAUGAAUUCUAUUGAUCAGUCAUUGAACAAUACUAAUGUCGUUUUUCUUCUUCUUCUUUUCAUUGUUCUUCAACUUCUUGGAUUGCAUGGGAGGCUUCUCUAACGUAACGAAGUUAUCUCUGAAUUCGAGAGUUGAGGAGGAGGAGGGAUCAAGGAGGGAGAGAAUGUCGAAUAUUGUUGAUAAUGGAAAUCAUCAAGGCGUAAGGACAAUAGCAGUGGCCGUAGACGAGGGCAUUGCCAGCCAAAAUGCUUUGAAAUGGGCUGUUAAUCAUCUUCUCUAUGGAUCUACCCGUCAUACUCCUAUCAAGCUUCUCCAUGUUAUUAACCCUUCUAAUUCCAAUAAUACCCCCCAUGCAACUGGGCAAGCUCAUGAAGCUCCAAACAUGGACUUCAUGCUUCCAUUUCGGUGCUAUUGUACUCGCAAACGAGUACAAUGUGAGACUGUUGUGCUGGAGGAUCAAGAUGUGGCCGAGGCAUUACUUGACUACAUCUCCCGCAAUGGCAUUGAGUUUAUUGUUCUUGGUGCUACCGCUACAUCCAGGAUUGGGUUUUCUAGUUUUCCUCUCUGCUUUCCUCCCUGUCUUUUGUACUCAUAUGCUUCAACGAGCAGCAGUGGGUAUAGAAAACAAGCUUUAGAUGUAAGAAAUAUAGCUGCAACAAUGGCGUCCGUACGGCGUCUGUUCAAGGCAUCUGAGUCUAUUCCAGGCAGAGUCCUAAAGUUGGCACCACAUUUCUGCUCUGUAUACACCAUCAAACAAGGUAGGGUAUGCGAAGGGCGCGAAGCCUCUCGUCCUCUACCAAACAUUCGAGCAGCUGAUGAGAGGGCAGAAGAAUCUAAUCACAUAGGCAGAGCUCCAAGCAACAGAGCAUAUGAUGAGGUCUCAUUGUCUGACAAUGACAUCUCGCUUGGAAGACCAAGUACUGAUAGCAUAUCUUUUUACCAAAAUUUUGGGUCUGCUGAUAUGAGCCGAGUUCUUUCAGCAUCCUCAAAUUACUUGGAGAGUAUUGCAAAACUAGAAUCAGAUUUCGGCAGUUUUGAUUUGAACAUUCCACAUGAACUGUCAUCAACUGCCCAAGGAAUGCCAUUCCUGUCACAGAAAAUAUUCGAUGAAAUGGAAGAUGAGAUGAAAAGGCUUAGAGUGGAGCUGAAGCAAACGAUGGACAUGUACCAUGCAGCCUGCAAAGAAGCAGUGGCAGCAAAACAGAAGGCUAUUGAGCUGGAAGAGUGGAAAAUGAAAGAAGGGCAAAGACUAGAAGAGACACGACGUGCCCUAGAAGCAACUCUGGCAGCUAUGCAGAAGGAAGGAGCCAACUCUAAGGCAACAAUUUUGGCAGCUGAUGGCGGAGCAGCUGAGCGGUUUGCUGAGAAAGAAUUGCAAAGGACCAUAAAUGCAGAUCAGAUCUUCAAAGCUCUAAGAGAGGCUAAUGAUGAAGAGAAGAAAAGGGUUUUGGAUGCUUUAGGCCAGUCUCAUAUAGUUUUCAAAUACCAAAGCUUAGUUCAUAUUUUAGUUGUUUUAUUUUUAUUUUCUUUGUACUAUUCACAAUUUUAGUUGCGAACUUGUUUCAACAAGAUUUACAAGAGUGUUUUUCUUUGUUUAUAUGCAAGGAAACUAGUUAACCC
Molecule: messenger RNA, 1701 nt
Organism: Prunus mume (Japanese apricot)
Lineage: Eukaryota; Viridiplantae; Streptophyta; Magnoliopsida; Rosales; Rosaceae
Source: RefSeq, a predicted model, not a curated record